Knipowitschia caucasica is the source of this 1521-nucleotide messenger RNA. Lineage: Eukaryota; Metazoa; Chordata; Actinopteri; Gobiiformes; Gobiidae. The record is from the annotation of a GenBank genome assembly.
AUGGAGCCUCCGAACCCGUUUAUCCACAAAGUGAGACUGAGCCAGACUCAGAGGAUCAGGGGUGUGCUCCUGGGCAGCUUCCUCUUCCCUCUGCGCCUCUUCCUCGCCGCCCUCCUCUUCCUCAUCAUGUGGCCCCUGGCUCGGCUGCGGUUCCUGGGUGUGUCCGAGGAGCAGAGGGCCCGGCCUGUGAGCGGCUGGAGGCGGUGGCUGCUCCACCCGCUGGUGUGGGCCCUGAGCCGCGGGGCCUUCUUCUGCCUGGGCUUCCUCUGGGUCCGGGUGAAGGGGAAGAGAGCCGACGUCACAGAAGCUCCGGUGUUAGUCGCUGCUCCACACCGCGGCUUCCUGGACAUGAUCGUCCUGCUGCCCACCCAGCUGCCCACGGUGGUGUCGCGGUCCGAGAACACCUCUCUGCCGGUCAUCGGAGCUCUCCUGGAGUAUAACCAGGCGGUGAUGGUCAGUCGCACAGACCCUCAGUCCAGGAAACAGGCGGUGGCUCAACUCAACCAGAGGCUCACGUCCAAAGGAUACUGGCCCCAGAUGCUGAUGUUUUCUGAAGGAACCACAACAAACGGAAAAGCACUGAUUAAGUUUAAACCCGGUGCGUUUCUGGCCGGAGUCCCAGUCCAGCCUGUUCUGCUGCACUACCCAAACAAAGUGGACACGGUCUGCUGGACGUUCAGAGGAACCUCCUGGCUGGAGUGUCUGUGGCACACGACGUCUCAGCUCUUUACAAACGUGACUGUGGAGUUUCUUCCAGUUUACAAACCAUCAGAGGAGGAGAAGAAGGAUCCUGGUCUUUACGCAGACAAUGUGCAGAAGCUCAUGGCAAAAGCCCUGGAGGUCCCGUCCACAGACUGUGUCCUGGAGGGGGGAGUACCCGUCAGUAAACUGGGAGGUCUCUCUCUUCCCUUCAAGUCUCCCCCACGAGAGGCUCUGCUCCUGCUGCGGAAGAACGGGUUCAGCUCGUCAGACAUGGAGGAGGCUCUGGACAGGAUGAUUGACAGGUGUCGGACUUCAAACGUCACCGCGGUAACGACGGACGAGCUCAAGUCUCUGCUGCGACUGAAGGACGGAGAGGCGGCUUCAGCCAUCUGCAAACUCUACUGCAAGGGCUCGUCUGUGGAUCUCCGGCAGGUCUACCUCGGUCUCGCUGCGGUCUCUGGGUCUGUGCCGUUCAGAUCCCUGCUGCACACGGCCUUCACUAUGUUCGAUGCAGACGGCAGCGGCAGCCUGAGUGCAGUGCAGCUGUCUGACCUGAUGGGGGCGCUGCUGGGCCUCUCUCAGCACAACACUGCAGAGCUCUACAGCGCCACCUGCUGCAGCGACGCCCUCACUGAAGACGCUCUGUUGCGAGCGCUGACGCUGCAUCCGACCUAUCACAGAGUGAGCACCGAGCACCUGCAGCCGGAGGAGGCGGGCUCUCAGCUGUCAAUCACCGCCCUCCGCCAUGGCAACGCGGUCAACAACAACAAGAGCGUCGCCAACGGAAACGGGAGCCUGCAGUCGAAGAAAUGGGACUAA